AUGGACCGCUACCCCUGCGUCAACAGAUACAAGCACGGCGUCGACUGCCCCGGCUGGGUGAACGUCCACGGCGCGCGGUGCGAAGACUGUGUUGUCUACAACCGGUAG
Molecule: messenger RNA, 108 nt
Organism: Colletotrichum abscissum
Lineage: Eukaryota; Fungi; Ascomycota; Sordariomycetes; Glomerellales; Glomerellaceae
Exons: 2
Coding region: 1-108 (35 amino acids)
Source: RefSeq, a predicted model, not a curated record